CAAAGUGCAGAGCUCAAAGUGAGUCUCUGCAGCUGUGGCUUUGACUUCUGGACGUAUUUGUAAAGAGAUUUGUGAAGCUCGAUUGCUCUGAAUGCAGUGCUGAUGAUGGAGAGCGUGCAGCAGACGAUCACGAGGGUCUCGCAGGAGCUGAACUGCAGUCCCACGUCCCUCAGGGUGGCCGAACAUCUGGACCGACACGAUGAGCUGAGGCUGCUGCGCCAGGAGUACCUCAUACCCAAAAUAUCCGACCUGCCACCGUCGGAUUUGUCACUUGUGGAUGGUUCUGAAGAUUGUAUUUAUUUAGCUGGGAAUUCACUGGGUCUCCAGCCGAAAAACACCAAAAAAUACAUCGAAGAGGAGCUGGAGAAAUGGGCCACAAUUGGUGUCCAUGGUCACCUGAAGGGGUCGCGACCUUGGGCCUGGGCUGAGGAGACCCUGGAGGAGCUGAUGGCAAAGAUCGUUGGUGCUAAACCUGAGGAAGUGGCUCUGAUGAAUGGACUGACAGUCAAUCUGCAUCUUCUGAUGCUUUCCUUCUACAAACCGACUCCAAAACGCUAUAAGAUUCUUCUAGAAGACAAGGCCUUUCCAUCAGACCAUUACGCCAUUGAAUCUCAGAUCCGGCUGAGAGGAUUGGACGUAACCGACAGCAUGCUGAUCAUUACACCAAGACAGGGUGAAGACACCAUCAGGACGGAGGAUAUCGUGUCGGUCAUCGAGCAGGAGGGCGACGCUAUCGCUCUGGUCAUGCUCAGUGGUGUUCAGUAUUACACCGGUCAGCUCUUCAACAUGGAGGCCAUUACCAGAGCAGGACACGCCAAGGGGUGUUUGGUAGGGUUUGAUUGUGCGCAUGCCGUAGGAAACGCAGAACUGCAGCUUCAUGACUGGAAUGUGGAUUUUGCAUGCUGGUGCUCUUAUAAGUAUGUGAACUCAGGAGCUGGUGGUCUGGCUGGAGCUUAUAUACACGAGAAGCAUGCUCACAGCAUCAAACCCACUCUGACGGGCUGGUGGGGACACAACCUGAAGACCAGGUUCCUCAUGAACAACGAAAUGGAGCUUCAGCCUGGGGUUAAUGGAUUCCGUCUUUCCAAUCAGCCUGUUCUACUGGUGUGUCCACUACAGGCCAGUCUAGAGAUUUUUAACCGCACGAGUAUGAAGGAUCUGAGGAGGAAGUCGGUGCUGCUGACGGGGUAUCUGGAGUAUCUGAUCAGACAUUACUACACCAAAGACCCGUCAGCCCCCGAGCAACCCUCGGUUCACAUCAUCACGCCCUCUGACCCCCAGCAGAGAGGCUGUCAGCUGUCUCUGUGCUUCUCUUGUCCAAUCAGAACUGUGUUUCAGGAGCUGGAGAAGAGAGGAGUCGCCUGUGACAUGCGAGAGCCCAAUGUGCUGCGGGUCGCUCCAGUGCCACUCUACAACUCCUUCACCGAUGUUCACCGCUUCAUUACUGCUCUGGGAUCAGCGCUGAGUGCCAGCAGAGCCAGAUAGACACAUGCUAUUGGUGCAACGUGAAGCACUUUUAUUGGCUGCUGUUGCUCGGUGAAGCUGCUCGUUAACACGACGAGAGCAUCGGUGUCCAUUACUGAUGAACCCAGUUUUAUAUGCAAUUGAUUGGAAAACAGCCAAUAAAUGUUUUUCUUGACAUGAGCUAA
This is a messenger RNA of Carassius auratus (goldfish), 1649 nucleotides long. It is a transcript of the gene kynu, whose product is annotated as kynureninase. The coding region runs from base 103 to 1485 and encodes 460 amino acids. The record is from RefSeq and is a predicted model, not a curated record. Gene Ontology annotation, molecular function: kynureninase activity; pyridoxal phosphate binding. The transcript is spliced from 13 exons. Gene Ontology annotation, biological process: NAD+ biosynthetic process. Gene Ontology annotation, cellular component: cytoplasm. NCBI's taxonomy places the organism in Eukaryota, Metazoa, Chordata, Actinopteri, Cypriniformes, Cyprinidae.